AUGGAAGAUAGCUUUAGGCAAUGUAUGAUAGCAGUCCUACAUAUAUAUUCAAGGCAGAGGGGACCUGAUGAUCGCACUGACAGUGCUGAUGUUGGAGCCAAAAAGCAUAAGAUAAUUGUAGUUGCCAUUGAAGUUGGCAAUGAAUGGAGCGGUUACGCAUACUCCUUUAGUAACGAGUAUCUAAAGGAUCCUUUGUGUAUAAAGAGUGCCAACAACUUGAAUUACGGUUUGGGUAAUUUGUCAGUAAAAACUCGCUCUGUCGUGUUAUUCGACGAAAAUCAAAAGUUCCAUAGUUUUGGUUUUGGUGCAGAGGAAUUCUAUUCAGAUCUAACUGACGAGUGUAAACACCGCAAAUGGUUUUUCUUCAAAUACUUUAUGAUGAAAUUAUCAGGAAGACAUAUAACACGGAACAUAGAGAUUGAAGAUAACACAGGCAGAAAGAUGAAAGCUAUUGAAGUUAUUGGUCCCGCUAUUAAAUAUCUGAAAGAGCACAUGCUCAGUCUGUUAGAAAACAAACAAACGGAACUACAUAAUAAAGACAUACACUGGGUUUUGAUUGUUCCUGCUAUAUGGACUGACUCCGCUAAACAAUUAAUGGGAGAAGCUGCAUAUAAGGCUGGUAUUGCAGAAACACAGUUGACAAUUGUCACAAAACCAGAAACAGCAAUGAUAUACCACCAAACUGAAAAACAGAUAAGGAAAUUACGUACUGCCGAUCUAUGCAUUCCUGGGACAAAAUGUAUGGUUAUUGACCUUGGAGAGAAUACUUGUGAUUUCACUAUAUAUGAGUGUCAAUCGGACGGUGGGCAUAGAGAGAUCAAAGCGGCAACUGGGAUAUCAUGUGGUGAAAACAUGGUGAUAGAGGGGUUUCAUGAACUCAUCCGUAAUAUAACAGGUGACGCAGUCUUUCAGAAAUGGAAUGAUGAAUAUGCAUAUGAUCGACUUGCUUUGCAAAGAAAUAUUGAAGAAAAACUAGGAUUAAUCAAACAUAAUAGAGAUGGAUUUGAAACAUUCAAAGUUCCAUGUUCAAUAAAUAAAGUUUUCCGAGAAAUAAAUCAUGAAGAUAUAGGACAGGCUACCGAGAGAUCACGAUUUAAUGGUAACAUUAAGUGGAUUGAUGAUAAAUUAAGAAUAGACGGAGAGACUGUCAAAAGUCUGUUCACACCUUGCACUGAUACGAUAGUAGAUCAUGCUCAAUAUUUAUUGAAUGAACCUGGUGUUGAAGGCACGAGCAUAUUUCUGAUGGUUGGCAGGCUUUUUGAGUCUGCAAUAGUUGAAGAGGCCAUAAAAAUUGCCUUCCCCACUGUUAACAUCAUUUCGGCAGCACAAGACAUGGUCGUUUUGAAAGGUGCAGUGAUUCAUGGUCAUCAACAUUAG
This is a messenger RNA of Ruditapes philippinarum (Manila clam), 1377 nucleotides long. Its product is annotated as heat shock 70 kDa protein 12A-like. Lineage: Eukaryota; Metazoa; Mollusca; Bivalvia; Venerida; Veneridae. The transcript has 4 exons. Bases 1 to 1377 code for a protein of 458 amino acids. The record is from RefSeq and is a predicted model, not a curated record.